Molecule: messenger RNA, 802 nt
Organism: Lucilia sericata (common green bottle fly)
Lineage: Eukaryota; Metazoa; Arthropoda; Insecta; Diptera; Calliphoridae
Exons: 2
Coding region: 81-449 (122 amino acids)
Source: RefSeq, a predicted model, not a curated record
CCUCAGUUCAUCUAUACAUCUUCUUAAAGAAACAUUAGAUUUAAAAAUUUCUUUAACCAAGUGUUGCAUUCUAAAACAAAAUGCGUUUUCUUUUAAGUUUUUGUUUUAUUCUAACAUUGAUCGUUGUAACUGGGGCCAGAUCUAUAGCAUGGGGUAGGCGCAACUCUACUACCGAUCAUUUGUUAUAUCGUGAACAUGUGAUACGUUUUCCCAUUAAAGAUUUCAUACAGGAAAUAUAUGUGGUUUAUCCGAAAGUUGGUUCCAAGAUCAAAGCCAAAAAUGUAACAGCCAUUUAUGUGUUCGAUCAUUUUACCAAUAGUUCCGGUGCUGUGGCCACACAUACCAUACCCUUAAAGAAAGUUAAUGAACGUUAUAGUUCCGACAUAGUCAUUUUAAAAAGUCAACGUUCCAGAGGUGUUAAUACAACAGUAGAGUUUUAUGGCAAAUAAAGAAAUGAUCAUUAAAGUUUAGCUAAGACAAAAACCCAGAUUUAAACAUAAUUUGUUUUUAACAUUUACUCUUUAUGACUUCUUACAAAAUUUUGUAUAAUUUCUUAAAAUAUACAUAUAAAUCUAUCUUAUCUGUUUGAAAUUAAAACACUAACAAAAAAAUACCGAAUCAUGUUUUAUUUUUAGAAAUCUUAUAUUUAUUUAUUAUACUUCAAUUAUUUAAAAACUACUUAUUAUAUUCCAAACAAACAAUAACACUUUGUAGACUGUUACAUCAACUAAAAUUAAAAAAAAAAAGAAAAUUGUCUUUAUUUUUAAAUUGUGUGUAAAAUCCCCAUGAUUCAGUAAGUGCG